UACCGGUCAAUCUGCGUGUUUUUACCUUUCUUACUUUGCCAAAUCAAGCAAACUAUUCUAGACCCGGUCUAGUAUAGUUUGACCGGUCAAGUAAUUUACACCAUCAUUUUUGGCGCCACCCGUGGGACCGUUAAGGUGCGAGAACCAUGCCCUUACAAGCUCCGAUGGCGGUGGCGUCGUUCCAGGCGCCGGUGCCGCAGCCAUCACCUUUCCAGCCCCAGCUGGUCAGCGCCAUGACCCCUGUCAACUUGGCCGGCGCACUAAACGCUACAGGGCCGUCGCGUCCCCCGCAAGCUACGGACCCGCAGAUCACUCCUGAUGGUCAUUGCGUCUCAAUUGAGAGCGAUGACGGCGAGUGGGACAUCCCGAGGGCCCACAAGAAGAAGAAAGGAAAAAACAUCCGGCCAGCGACCUCCCGAAACUCCGCCUUCGAAAGGAUGGGGGAUAGGGAGGAAGGCCAGAGAAAGUCAGCCAAGCAAAGGCUGGGGCAGAGCGUUGCCCAUGUCAGCGCGUUCGCCCGGCUAGGCGAGGUGCGGGAGGCCGAGCCUGCCCGCACCCGGUGCUCCCGGUCUAACCAGCAGGGGCCAGCGAGGACUAGGGCCUCCCACCAGGAAGAGGAGGCAGAAAGCCAGCCCAGGUUACCGGUGGCAAACCGGUUAACCAUCCCGAACGACCGCAUCCAACAGAUGGAGGCAAAACUGGAAAGGCUGGAGAAGAAGGUCGGAGAGAAGAACGACCGGGACAAACCCCUGGCAGGGUCCCCGUUCACCACAAGGGUCCAUCUGACACCUUUCCCGCGAAAGGUCAAGAUCGACGCCCCCAGAUUCACCGGGAAGGAAGAUCCGGAAAUCCAUCUGGAUUCCUUCAACCAGAGUGCGACCAUGAACGGUUGCACCGAUGAAGAAAAGUGCCUUCUUUUCGUCCAGACCUUGCGGAACCGAGCCACUGAAUGGUUCAAUAAGCUUCGCCCGGGAGGCAUUGACUCGUUCAAUGAUUUGGCCUCAAAAUUCAAGGCCAAGUUCCAGGAGAAUUGUACUAAGAGGAAGAAAUUCACCUAUCUUUCUGAGAACCUUACUCAGUUCCUUACCCGGUGGAAGGAAGAGGUAGACAAGGUGGAAGAGAUGGAUGACAAGACCGUCCUAUCCCUCCUCUUGAAUGGCUUGCAUGCUGGGGAACUAUACAAGGAGUUCUGCCGGAAACCCCCAGCCACGUAUCAAGAGGCCUACCACACCGCAUGGGAGUUUGCUGAAGCUGAAACCCAGCUCCGGGCAAAGAGAGAAGCUGAGCAUGGUCACAAGUCCAAGCCGGUGCAAGUCAAGAAGGAAGAAGCACCGGGACCUAGACGGCCGAGGCACCACUAUGACCCGGUCAUCCGAGUGGUCAAUACGGAAGAAGGCCAAGAAAUCCGAGAAGCACCGGUCAUUCCUCCAGAAAAACCUACCGGUCAAACAGGGCGGCAAUGGUCGGGUACCUAUUGUUCGUACCACAGGUCAGAUUCCCAUAACACCUCCGAAUGCAAAAGUGUUAAGGGGCUCAUCCGACAGAUGAUCGACAGUGGAGAGCUGGGCAAGGAUUACUUGCAGAAAGCCCAGGAGAAGAGCUUCACGGGAGACACCGUUGAAGCUGAAGGAUCCAUAGUUCUACCGGUCGAACUAGGAUCAGAUGAAAAGACCGUGUGGAAGAAGAUGCGGUUCAUAGUUGUGGACAUCAAAUGCGUCCACAGCGCAAUUCUUGGAAGGCCAGGCAUCAAUAGAGUAGGGGCGGUGAUUUCCAUGCCUCAUCUAUGCAUGAAGUUCCACACUCCAGGUGGUGUGGGUGAGGUGAAUGGCGACCAGAGGAACGCCCGGGAAUGCUAUGCCCGGGCAGUCAAGAAGAUGACCAAGGGGGUCAAUGUCAUCUCCCAAGAAAUCACAAAGGGAGAGACCCGGGAGAAAUUGGAGCCCGAGGCCGAGACGGUGGAAAUCGAACUUGACCCGGGUGAUUCUUCGAGGAUGGUCAGAAUUGGAGCAAAUCUCCCCGAGGAUCUCAAGGUAGAGAUUACACGGGUCCUCCAAGAAUAUGCGGGCAUAUUUGCAUGGAGCGUGGCGGAUAUGCCCGGGAUAGAUCGCUCUGUUAUCUGCCACCGGUUGGCCGUGAGGGAGGGAAGUCGACCGGUACGACAGAAGAAGCGGUACCUGGCCAGUGACCGGCGAGACUUCGUCAAGAAGGAAGUGAAGGACCUCCUCAGUGUUGUAUUGCGAAAUUCAACAUCCUCCGGGAGGAUGGUGAAGUGGGCGAUGAUGUUAACUCAAUUCCACAUUGAGUACCGGCCAAGGUCGGCAAUUAAGGGACAGGCCCUUGCUGACUUCGUAGUAGAAAUGACCGGUCUAACUCCAGACUUACCGGUCAACAAGCCCACUGAGCAAUGGUGGGAGAUGGCAGUUGACGGGGCAUCCGGUCCUAGAGGAUACGGGGGUGGUAUCGUGUCCACCACCCCAGAAGGGUUCAAGAUCUACCAUGCAAUCGUCUUCAACUUCAAGCUGACGAAAAAUGAGGCAGAGUAUGAAGCUCUGGCUGGAGGGCUCAGACUUGCCCAAGCCCUGAAAAUCAACUGGGUCAGUAUCAAAUCUGACUCUAGCCUGAUCGUUGGGCAAGUGACCGGUAACAUGGAGGCAAGGGAAGAACGCAUGGCACAAUACAAGGACCUUGUACUUGCCCUGUUGAAAGGCUUCGAAGAGUUCAAGAUCGCCCAAAUUCCCCGGGCGGAAAACGCGGAUGCAGACCUUCUCUCCAAAUUGACGCAGUAUGCUCCCGAGCAUGUUUCAAAACUUGCCCGGGUAGAGAUCCUUGACCGUGCAAGCAUCGAAAAAUUGGAAGUCGCCGCUAUAACGGCCGGAAGCCAAUUUGACCGGUCAAACUUGGUCGGGGCGGACGACCAUUGGAUGUAUGAUCCGAUGGGAUAUUUGAUGGAUGGGAGCUUGCCAGAACAAGAUGACCAGGCAAGAAAAGUGAAGCUCAGGGCACCCCGAUUCCAGGUUCUUGAUGGAAAACUGUAUAAAAGGGCAUUUAGGGGGCCACUCUUGAGAUGUCCAACCAAUAGGGAGGCUGAACGAGUCAUAGCGGAAGUCCACGAAGGCGUAUGCGCGGCGCAUCAAAUGUCCCGUACGCUUUCCCAACGCAUCAUCUUGUUGGGGUAUUACUGGCCAACAAUUGUCCAAGAUUGUGAAAGGUACAUUCAGAAAUGCAGGACGUGCCAAGUAUUCUACAAGUAUCCUGGUAGACCGGCAACCUACUAUCACCCCGUAUCAAACGUCAUCCCAUUCGCUAGAUUCGGGGUUGACAUCAUCGGAGCAUUCCCAGUCACCCAAGGAGGGAAGAAGUUCGUGAUCGUAGCCAUCGAUUACUUCACCAAGUGGAUCGAGGCCGAAGCAUUGGCCAACAUCACCACGCAACAAUACUUCGAUGAAUUCAUCCCUCGGAGAUUACCCGGUGUAGUUUAUAGGGUUGGAAAGUGUCGGCAGAAGAGAAUCUACGAGGGCUUGGCGUGUAGCGACCCAUGUCAGUAGAGGACAACUGGAGAUGCUGAAGAAUCCAUCCAAGGCACUACUCGACAAAGGGAAUAAUCUCCCUCACAAGGCGACAAGGCAGCUCAAGGACGAAACGAGUCACCUCGCACCACAUCAGCAUCGUGCCCCCACGUGGGCGCACGUGGUCCUGUCCCCUUAGCCUAGUAUAAAUACUCAUGUAAACCUCAGAAAGAGGGAUCCAAAUACAUUCUCUCUAAACUCCCUUGUAAAAGCACCCGUGCAUUCUCCGUUAUAAUAUAGAUUGGGCUACAGG
Cuscuta campestris is the source of this 3819-nucleotide messenger RNA. The record is from the annotation of a GenBank genome assembly. Lineage: Eukaryota; Viridiplantae; Streptophyta; Magnoliopsida; Solanales; Convolvulaceae.